ACUGCUGUGUGUUUGGGAGUGUCCAAGUGGAAUUUAAUAGUUCUUCGUUUUAUAUUCCUUUUGCUUUUGGCUAAUGUAGAGCUGCACUAUGUCGAAAACGAAGAAGUCAGUGGACGAAUGCAAGGAAACGAAGAAUCCAGAGUUGGAUCUUGUUGACAGGGGAAUUUCGGCUAUUUCAGAAAUUACUGAUCUAAUGAGCUUGCGACAUCUGACACGGAUAACUCUUGCACACAACAAGAUUGAAGUUAUCCCACCAAAUAUUGCUGAUCUCUCAAACUUGGAACAUCUGAAUGUCUUCAACAACCACAUUACAGAACUUCCCAUCACAUUGUCUACCAUGCCCAACCUGAGGAUUCUCAACGUUGGGAUGAACAGAUUGAAUUCCCUACCCCGUGGCUUCGGUGCUUUCCCUUCUCUCGAGGUGCUCGACCUCACCUACAACAACCUCAGCGAGAAAACUCUUCCUGCGAACUUCUUCGUGAUGGCAAGCCUGAGAGCUCUUUAUAUGGGCGAUAACGAGUUUGAAUAUCUGUCUCCAGAGAUCGGCUUGUUGAAGAAUCUCCAAAUUUUGGUGCUGAGGGAGAACGAUCUCGUUGCUCUACCGAAAGAGAUAGGUGAACUGGUUCGGCUGCGGGAGCUCCAUCUACAGGGCAACCGACUAACCGUUCUGCCUCCGGAGUUGGGGAAUCUCGACUUGGUCGGUUCACGUCAGGUCGUGAAGCUGGAGGAUAAUCCGUGGGUGCCGCCUGUAGCUGACCAACUGCAGGUCGGAAUGUCUCAUGUCAUGGACUACAUCCGCUCGGAGACGUACAAAUAUUUGUACGGGCGCCACAUUGCCGCGGGAGCACCGCCUCCACCCAAGAGGAUUGACAGAUCGAAGAAGAUCAGUCGCAAAGGGCAGCAGCAUGCGUAGAGCUUGAAUCGUUCAUCGUUCGUGGACUACUGGGUUUCUUGAGAAUCGUGUAUUGAGCUGAAUGUGCCAAAUUUAAUGGGCCGAGCGAAGCAGUGCUUCACAUUUUGCACGUGAAUCAUGUUUGAACUGUUUUUAAACGGGUUAGGACCAGAGAGCCGUAGCGUUUCUCUUAAGUAGAUGAUGUAAGACAGCACGCUAGAGGAUUGCAACAGUGUUUGGUAAUAGUAUGGUGCAUAUUUUUACCUCGACCAGAUUUGACGUAGCUAGUAUAUUGGCAAGCCCAAAUAUUUGAACAUUUGUUAUUGACGAUUUGUCUGAAAGUAUUGCUUGAAGUUGGGGGAAAUUAACAUUUGUUCUUUUCGGUGUGUUGACAUUGUAGCAGAUGUGUGAGCAGUGGUGUUCACUCUGAUAACAUUGUAUAGAAUAUUACACGUAGUUUUUGACUGCUUAGUAAUUUUUAAAAAUGUGUAAGAUGUCAUGCCAAUUGUUGUGGGUGGUUUGCAGUAAUCCAUAAAAUUCCCUAUCAUCUACUUCUGAUAAAAUGUGACUGCAUGUUAUUCCGAAGGUCUCCAUGCAUAAAGAACUAAUGCCGUACAGAAUCCCGUAGUCUCAUUGAUCACAGUAAAGCUUCAUCAAAUAAUGUAAACUAUAUAUCUGUGCCAGAAAACCCCUUGUUAUUUACAUUAGCGCAAGUUCUUAUAUAACUGUCAAACUCAAAUUAUUAAUGGUGCUAUAGUCCUAAGUGAUAGAAGCUGAUUUUGACGUUUGUUUUUUGGGUUUGCAGUCUGCUGUAUAUUAUUAGCUGUAUUAUUAUUAGCUGUAUAUUAUGUUAGCUAGUUGGUGACAAUAUUGUAAAGUGUCCUAAAAAUUACUUUAUUAGUAUUUACUUUAUUACUCUAUUUAACAGUUGUCGUUUUAGUGACGUUUAUUUAUAAUCAAGCCGUGGAAACUUAGUUGUUUUACUAGCGCUACAUGUAGUGAACAUGUACUUUUUUAUAUUUUGUAACUUAAUAAACCUUGUGGUGAAGUAAAAUGUAGAUGAAAAAUGUCUACUAUUAUAGAUCAGUUAUUUUUAGGGACGUCUAUUUAUUCAGCUUACAAAAAAACGAAUCAUGAAGUGCCUUCCAUAUGGGGAAUUGAACUUUUGACUAUAACUUUCCAGUCGGGGUAAGGAUAAAGUUCAGAGAAUAUCCUGGAAAUAAUUCUUGUAUAAGUAACUCGUCUCGUUCCUUCGUGAAGUGCUAGUACUGCUAGGACAUUAAACUAUAUAAUUCCUUCGAUGCAUGUACUGUUUUGUGCACUUUGAAUUGAUGCUACAAAAAUUUAUGUAAACGUUUAUCCAACAUUGUUGUUAGUUUCGCUAGCAAGUAACGUGUCACUUCGUAGCUUUGUUAUACUUGCACAAAUUCGCAGUGGUUUUUCCAGGGAUGAGAAGUGAUAUUAUCUCGGUUUUUUUUGUAUCCGUUUGCCAUCUGUUUAAUCAUAGAAUUGUUCCUGUUUCAAUCUUGCAGAUGUCACUAAUCGGGACCCAUAUGCGACUUGGUAGAUAGUAAAUUAUUACAUUGGUACAUGUA
This is a messenger RNA of Priapulus caudatus, 2487 nucleotides long. Its product is annotated as ras suppressor protein 1-like. NCBI's taxonomy places the organism in Eukaryota, Metazoa, Priapulida, Priapulimorpha, Priapulimorphida, Priapulidae. The transcript has 9 exons. Gene Ontology annotation, molecular function: protein binding. Bases 89 to 913 code for a protein of 274 amino acids. The record is from RefSeq and is a predicted model, not a curated record.